Molecule: messenger RNA, 1404 nt
Organism: Verticillium dahliae VdLs.17
Lineage: Eukaryota; Fungi; Ascomycota; Sordariomycetes; Glomerellales; Plectosphaerellaceae
Exons: 1
Coding region: 1-1404 (467 amino acids)
Source: RefSeq, a predicted model, not a curated record
AUGUCCGGCAGUGGAAGAAUCUUUGCCGAGCUAGAUGUUGAGGAUCUUCAAUCCCGCGGUCUAGCUGGCCCCCCGACGGCCGAUGGCACCCGCCGUGUACACAAACGCCGCUUGAACCGAUCCAGUGAUGAAGAGAAUGCCGCCAUUCCUCUGAGCAUCUCCCUUCAAUCUCCAGCCGCCCCCACUGCCUUCUCUACGAUUCCCGAUCUUCUCAUCUCUCGCGCCACCCUUGUCUACCUAGGCUUCUCCGAGCAGAAGGCGGAUGCGCUGUGGGCCGAGUGGAGCGACUGGCCACCCACCGGGCCGCGCCGCGAAGUCGAUGCCGACACGGGUGGUGGCCUUACCAUGACGUUCCUCUUCUUCAUCACCGGAACAUUCAGUGGAAACCGUGAUGUCUGGGACGAUGACGACCAGCAGUGGCGUGACUGCCUUGAUGCGUUUGGCAUGUCCGCGGACGUCCAAACCGCCAUCAUGGAUCCUCUCUUCAAGACCCUUCGGCUGACGCAGUCUUGCGCUUUCUGGGCCCAAGACACGGUCGAGAUGCGCUAUGCUGGCCUCGAGGAUAUUCAGCGUGCCUCGCGUGAGAGAGAAACGGGCCUACUGAGACAAGCGAGUCGUCCUGGUAGCUCGUCGACCUCGGGAGGCCCCUCAAGCCAGAUCGCCCAAGGACAACGUCACCAUGAACGCCAGCGGUCAGCCUCUGGGCUCCAGUGCCUCGAAACGCCAGGCGUUCCAGCCGAGAACAUCACGCCGACAAGCAAGAUAGCGGCUCGUGAUGCACCGGGGUACACUGCUCUGUACAAAGGGGUCGACCAAGCCCGCAUACACGGUCUCUUCGACAGCCACGGCACCGUCGCUGAGAUGGAGAGGCUUGUCAGCGCUCCUCCCAGCGACUUCAGUCGCAACCAGCAGCUCUUUUACUUCUCUCCUGACUACAAGGUGGCCCAAAACUACGCAGCCUAUGCCAAGCGUCGCGCCAACUGCGAGGGUGUUGUGAUCGUCCAGGUCCUGGUCCCGAACUCAGCCAUUGAACAGCUCAACGAUACCGAGCUCGUUCGAAUUGACUAUCCCGAUCCAGAGUGGAGAGAACUUAUCUAUCUGUCACGAAGAGGCAAAAGACAUCCAUCGCACAUCCGCAAGUACAGCCUCGCCACAUUGAUCAUCGGUACCAUCGCCUGCAAGCCAAAUGGUGCGUAUCACAGAAUGGAAUCUUGGGAAGAGGUUGACGACCGCUGUGUUCUUCGGGUCCGUGGUCCCAAUGGAUUGUCCAACGCGGUUCAAUUCGUCUUCUCGAGCAGCGAUGCCGGUCUGGAUUUUCUAUCCGAUCACUGUGCCGAGCGUAUUUCUGUCCUCCCCUAUACGAGACAGGAGUUUGAGGACUACUUGGUGGAAGUGGAAAGCUAG